AUGCCCAAUUACAUGACGUUGCAACGCAGCUCUAUGGGGAUUAGGAUCAUCCAGGACGGCAAUGAGGUUGUAAAAGAGGAAUCAGGCCUGAAACAAAUUAUGAAAGACAUUCGGGAGCAGUUGGAAAAAUCAACCCAUGUGGUCAAUCAGGCCUCCACUAGGGAUUCGGAUCGAGUGGAUUCAGAAACAAUGAAUUCAUACCCUGAAGUGAAACCUUACGACAUACAGUCGUUGCGAUCAAGAUUCGAAAGGGAAGUCUCGAGUACUGAGCGCAUGUCAUGGAAACGAGAGUCUAAUCCUGGAUUUAGAGAUCUUGGAAAUGAUAGAUCAUUCAGAGAUCUCGGAAAUGAUAGGUCAUUCAAAAAUCUUGGAAAUGAUAGAUCGCCCAGAGAAUUUGGGAAUGAUAGGUCAGUCAGGGAUUAUGGCAAUGAUAGGUCAGUCAGGGAUUAUGGGAAUGAUAGGUCAUUCGGCGAUUAUGGGAAUGAUAGGUCAUACUUUGUCCCAGAGGUCUAUGUAGAACCAAAGAUGAGGUGGCAGAUACAUGCUCCUGUUACUCCUGACAACACGAGCAACUCUGCUCAUCGCCGUCCGCCUGUCGAGCUGGCAAUGAGGCCGCCCUCUCAACCGGCAACGCAAGUCAGUCAAUCAGAGCCAGCAUCAAGUAACAGCUCAGUGACUCGGAAGUCUGCUUUUGAGCUGCAACAACAUUCAAAUCAAACCUUCUAUCCGUUCAACCAUGCUUCCGCACAGAGGAAUGUGCAUUUACCGCCACCGAUCAACUAUCAACCAGAUUUCCAGACGGGUCUUCCGCGGGGCUGGGAGAUGAAAGUCGACUCGCCUUCAGGGAAGGUUUUCUAUGUCAACCAUUCUUUGCGAGCAAUCUCAUGGGAAAGACCCAAACUCGAAACGCCUUUGAGCUCAGAGAGAGAGAUGAGUCAGUUGCCGCCUCAAAGACCUGUGGAAGACAAGCCGACGCCUGUAGUGGAACCCGUGGAAGAGAAGCGAACGCCGCCUCAGAGAAUUGUUGAAGAGACACCAGCACCAACUCAGAAGCUUGACAAUCCUUUUGACGGGUCCGAGAUUUUGAAUAGAAUAUCCUCCAACGUGCAGAACAUCCUCAUGAAACUGUCAAAUGCUUCGAGCGGCUCAGAAAACGAUGCUGCAAACAAUCUUCGUGACGAUUCGAACAAGGAGCAGCAAGAUUACAACUUGAAAUGGCGACUUGAGGAAUUCAAGAUCAAAACCUCCAUCAAGGAGAGAAUCAGCGCUGAGAGCGCGCUGCUUGAUGGGAAGAUCGACCUCAGGCGAUCGUACAACUUCGCGACUUCCAAUACGUUUACAAGCUUUGAAGAUAUCGAUUUUGCCCCGAAGUCAAGGAAAUGGCAAAAUGAUGGGCAUGAGAACGACAAUC
Guillardia theta CCMP2712 is the source of this 1411-nucleotide messenger RNA. RefSeq lists its product as hypothetical. The record is from RefSeq and is a predicted model, not a curated record. The annotation marks the transcript as partial. The transcript is spliced from 5 exons. Lineage: Eukaryota; Cryptophyceae; Pyrenomonadales; Geminigeraceae. Gene Ontology annotation, molecular function: protein binding.